This is a messenger RNA of Rhipicephalus microplus (southern cattle tick), 1269 nucleotides long. RefSeq names its product rifampicin phosphotransferase. Gene Ontology annotation, biological process: phosphorylation. The record is from RefSeq and is a predicted model, not a curated record. NCBI's taxonomy places the organism in Eukaryota, Metazoa, Arthropoda, Arachnida, Ixodida, Ixodidae. Gene Ontology annotation, molecular function: ATP binding; kinase activity.
AUGGCAGCAGGCAUUCCAUGGCAGAAAGGUCGGGAGGAGGACACGAUCGUUAUUGACGACAAGCAAGGAACAUUGAUAUACAGUACGCCCAGGGAGGAUGAUGCCAAGAAAAUGUUGGACCUGAAAGUCCUAAAGCUCGACGGCAAGGAGUACGAGGUGAAGACAUACAUGGCAGCGCCUGAAAGCUGUGGCAAAGGAGUGCGCUUGCACGGUGGUGACGACGGAGAGAAGUGCGGCGAGGAGGUCGACGAUGAGAUGCUCAUCUGGGCCAGCACUGAGCGCGGCGAGUGCCUGCUGGCUCGCGUUCGCCGUCAGCCUUCCAGGAGAACGGCUGAAGCGUGGCUUUACCUGCGGACUGCCGAUGGUCAUAGUUAUGUGCUGCCAUCAGGCAGACAGAGCACCACUGACUCUUCGCAGCAAGGUGUGUAUGCUGCCUCAGGUUUGCGACUGGAACAGCUGGUGCCGAUGCGCCGAUGGAGAGUCGCUUUCAAUGGACUGCUCAGAUGUACCACACGUGCAGGUGCUAUGGUUCAAGUUCAGCUUGGUCUUGUGUGCAAAACAUCUUCCCACGUUUUCGAACACCAGGCCCAUUUCCCGGCGAAUUUCGUGGCGCGGCAACUGGCUGGCGAGAGAUGGACCAAGCAUGGCAUACCCAAUGUGCCCAGACUUCUGGACGAGGUCGACGGCUACACGCAGCAUGUCUUUUGCACGGGUUCUGUCAGUGUGGACAGCGAAACACCACGAGAGUUGUUCCUUUGGGGUUUUCGCAUCAGGAGCAUCGAAAAUCGGAGCUACCCUCUGAGCUCCUUUGGCCACAUCAUGGGCAGAACUAAAAGUGGAAUUACCUUCUUUCUUCGAGAAGUUGGCAUUCAUGGUCUGACAGAAAGGUACCAGACGGGCCUAGUCGCCCUCCCCUCAACAGAAAUUUCUCCCGUUACUGACUGCUGCCGACGGAUACUGAAGGAUGGCCUCGGCUUCAAGCAACACUUUAUGCUCGAGUUCGGUCCUGGCCUCAACCACCUUCAACUGGACGUGCAUUCUGACAAGGAGCCACAGGAUAAACAACUGUUGGAGACAUGCUACCGUGGUGAGAACGCUGAAGUGGCACUCAGCUGGUUUCCGUGCAUGGUCAACGAAUACCCUGGCUGUUUGUUGCACCUAUCGAGCCCGAGGCAAACUUCAAGUCGGUGCUUUAUGCGAGAGAAGAAGCUUGUGGCAUCACUUUUUCCCACGCUUCAAGAUAUAGACAAUCCUAGUGAGUAUUUCUGA